Molecule: messenger RNA, 3240 nt
Organism: Clarias gariepinus (North African catfish)
Lineage: Eukaryota; Metazoa; Chordata; Actinopteri; Siluriformes; Clariidae
Product: mucin-5AC-like
Exons: 5
Coding region: 1-3240 (1079 amino acids)
Source: RefSeq, a predicted model, not a curated record
AUGUACACCAAAAGUGUUACACAAAACACAACUCCCACCAGCUCAACAACCACAACUUCUUCCACAAGCACGUCUACAACCAGCCCGACGACUCUGACUUCACCCACAACCACGUCUCCAACCAGCUCAACAACCACAACUUUACCCACAAGCACGUCUACAACCAGCUCAACAUCCACAACUUCUUCCACAAGCACGUCUACAACCAGCCCGACGACUCUGACUUCACCCACAAGCACGUCUCCAACCAGCUCAACAUCCACAACUUCACCCACAAGCACGUCUACAACCAGCUCAACAUCCACAACUUCACCCACAAGCACAUCUACAACUAGCUCAACAUCCACAAGCACGUCUACAACCAGCCCGACGACUCUGACUUCACCCACAAGCACGUCUCCAACCAGCUCAACAUCCACAACUUUACCCACAAGCACGUCUCCAACCAGCUCAACAUCCACAACUUUACCCACAAGCACGUCUCCAACCAGCUCAACAACCACAACUUCACCCACAAGCACGUCUCCAACCAGCUCAACAUCCACAACUUCACCCACAAGCACGUCUCCAACCAGCUCAACAUCCACAACUUCACCCACAACCACGUCUCCGACCAGCUCAAUAACCACAACUUCACCCACAAGCACGUCUCCGACCAGCUCAACAUCCACAACUUCACCCACAAGCACGUCUCCAACGAGCUCAACAUCCACAACUUCACCCACAAGCACGUCUCCAACCAGCUCAAUAACCACAACUUCACCCACAAGCACGUCUACAACCAGCUCAACAUCCACAAGCACGUCUACAACCAGCCCGACGACUCUGACUUCACCCACAAGCACGUCUCCAACCAGCUCAACAUCCACAACUUCACCCACAACCACAUCUCCAACCAGCUCAACAACCACAACUUCACCCACAAGCACGUCUACAACCAGCUCAACAUCCACAACUUCACCCACAAGCAUGUCUACAACCAGCUCAACAUCCACAACUUCACCCACAAGCACGUCUCCAACCAGCUCAACAACCACAACUUCACCCACAAGCACGUCUCCAACCAGCUCAACAACCACAACUUCACCCACAAGCACGUCUCCAACCAGCUCAACAACCACAACUUCACCCACAAGCACGUCUCCAACCAGCUCAACGUCCACAACUUCACCCACAAGCACGUCUCCAACCAGCUCAACGUCCACAACUUCACCCACUAGCACGUCUCCAACCAGCUUAACGUCCACAACUUUACCCACAAGCACGUCUACAACCAGCUCAACAUCCACAACUUCACCCACAAGCACAUCUACAACCAGCUCAACAUCCACAAGCACGUCUACAACCAGCCCGACGACUCUGACUUCACCCACAAGCACGUCUCCAACCAGCUCAACAUCCACAACUUCACCCACAACCACAUCUCCAACCAGCUCAACAACCACAACUUUAACCACAAGCACGUCUACAACCAGCUCAACAUCCACAACUUCACCCACAAGCACGUCUACAACCAGCUCAACAUCCACAACUUCACCCACAAGCACGUCUCCAACCAGCUCAACAACCACAACUUCACCCACAAGCACGUCUCCAACCAGCUCAACAACCACAACUUCACCCACAAGCACGUCUCCAACCAGCUCAACAACCACAACUUCACCCACAAGCACGUCUCCAACCAGCUCAACAUCCACAACUUCACCCACUAGCACGUCUUCAACAGCUCAACAUACACAACCCGUUGGUUUUCCCACAAGCAUGUCUCCAACUAUCUCAACUAUCACAAGCACGUCUCCAACCAGCUCAACAUCCACAACUUCACCCACAAGCACGUCUCCAACCAGCUCAACGUCCCACGUCUCCAACCAGCUCAACGUCCGCAACUUCACCCACAAGCACGUCUCCAACCAGCUCAACGUCCGCAACUUCACCCACAAGCACGUCUCCAACCAGCUCAACGUCCGCAACUUCACCCACAAGCACGUCUCCAACCAGCUCAACGUCCGCAACUUCACCCACAAGCACGUCUCCAACCAGCUCAACGUCCGCAACUUCACCCACAAGCACGUCUCCAACCAGCUCAACGUCCGCAACUUCACCCACAAGCACGUCUCCAACCAGCUCAACGUCCGCAACUUCACCCACAAGCACGUCUCCAACCAGCUCAACCACGUCUCCAACCAGCUCAACGUCCGCAACUUCACCCACAAGCACGUCUCCAACCAGCUCAACGUCCGCAACUUCACCCACAAGCACGUCUCCAACCAGCUCAACGUCCGCAACUUCACCCACAAGCACGUCUCCAACCAGCUCAACGUCCGCAACUUCACCCACAAGCACGUCUCCAACCAGCUCAACGUCCGCAACUUCACCCACAAGCACGUCUCCAACCAGCUCAACCACGUCUCCAACCAGCUCAACGUCCGCAACUUCACCCACAAGCACGUCUCCAACCAGCUCAACGUCCGCAACUUCACCCACAAGCACGUCUCCAACCAGCUCAACGUCCGCAACUUUACCCACAAGCACGUCUCCAACCAGCUCAACGUCCGCAACUUCACCCACAAGCACGUCUCCAACCAGCUCAACGUCCGCAACUUCACCCACAAGCACGUCUCCAACCAGCUCAACGUCCGCAACUUCACCCACAAGCACGUCUCCAACCAGCUCAACGUCCGCAACUUCACCCACAAGCACGUCUCCAACCAGCUCAACGUCCGCAACUUCACCCACAAGCACGUCUCCAACCAGCUCAACGUCCGCAACUUCACCCACAAGCACGUCUCCAACCAGCUCAACGUCCGCAACUUCACCCACAAGCACGUCUCCAACCAGCUCAACGUCCGCAACUUCACCCACAAGCACGUCUCCAACCAGCUCAACGUCCGCAACUUCACCCACAAGCACGUCUCCAACCAGCUCAACGUCCGCAACUUCACCCACAAGCACGUCUCCAACCAGCUCAACGUCCGCAACUUCACCCACAAGCACGUCUCCAACCAGCUCAACGUCCGCAACUUCACCCACAAGCACGUCUCCAACCAGCUCAACGUCCGCAACUUCACCCACAAGCACGUCUCCAACCAGCUCAACGUCCGCAACUUCACCCACAAGCACGUCUCCAACCAGCUCAACGUCCGCAACUUCACCCACAAGCACGUCUCCAACCAGCUCAACGUCCGCAACUUCACCCACAAGCACGUCUACAAUCACAACAAGCACAGCUUCAGUGCUUGA